Molecule: messenger RNA, 3788 nt
Organism: Ananas comosus (pineapple)
Lineage: Eukaryota; Viridiplantae; Streptophyta; Magnoliopsida; Poales; Bromeliaceae
Exons: 15
Coding region: 123-3527 (1134 amino acids)
Source: RefSeq, a predicted model, not a curated record
CUCCAAAACCCACCGUGCACAGCACCUUCGACCAUUUCUCACGAACCCUAACCCUAGAUCUCCCUCCUCGGCGAAACCCUAACCCUAACACAAACCCUAAACACUCGUCACUCCGCCCAUCCAUGGACAACCGGGAGGGGAGGGAGCACCGGAGCGCGGGGGAGCUCGACGACGAGACGAUCGCGCGGAGGCGGUCGCGGCGCGUCAGCUUCGCGGAGACCACCGCGGUCCACGUCUUCGACCGUGAGGACGACCUCGAGACCCCGCCGGAGUCGCGCGGCGGCGGCGCCGCCUCCGCCCCCGCCGCGGGGGUCCACGUGGACCAAUGCGACAGCGACGACUCGAGGGGUUCGGCGCGCGAGGAAGAGGAGGAGGGGGAGGAGGAAGAUGAUGGGGAAGAAGAUGAUGUGGAGCCGGUUAGGUUUAUAAGAGACAUGGAUUUGUUGUCUCCGGGAAGCGCUGUCGGUUCCGUUACCUCAAACGAUGAUGAAAACUUUUUCGGCCCUGUGUCAACAAGCUUUAUUAGAUCAGGGCGUCCUUCUGACUCUGGAAUGUCGGAGGAUAGCAAUCACGAUAUCACGUUGGAUUCCACAGCCUUCUCUUUGCAUUUCCGCAGUAUUGCUCCGCCAGAUGACCGUUCUGCCAACUCAGCAGGCAGCCUUCGAACACCUACGACAGAUACAGUGCCUACUAGCUCCAGAAAUCUUGGAGAACCAGCUGGAUUUAAGAAGAUAUUUGCCAAUUCCAAGCUUUCCGAUGGAAAGGCGAGUGCUAAUAGAGAUGGUUUUAGUGAUAUGAGCUUAGUUGCAGAUAAUCCAAGCCGGUAUGAUUAUGGCAGACUCUCUCCUACAUUAGAAGCUCUGCUUAAUGAAGUGAACCAGACUAUGAUGUCAAGUCCAUCAAAAAAUGAACUUGGUAUUGAUGCUUCUGAUCAUCACAUUGAUGAGUUUGUUCAUGGAAAAGGCUAUGUUAAGGGUGAUCAUCAUCUUGAUGUGCAUAUUUCCAUGGGCACUCGAAUGACUACUGCUGCUGAUCAAAUUGAUAAUGACAAGCACCUUUCUGUGAGGGAAGCACAAUCCCCUGUCAGUAAAUCAGUUGUUAAAAAAUCUCAGGAUUACUUCAAAGAUGUUCGUGAGGCGAUUCCAUCUGAAACAGCUACAUCCACUGCUGAAAAUGCUGUGGUUCCCUCACCCCCAUAUAGAGCAUUUCGAAGCAAAGUUACGUCACAAUCUAACGACUUGCACCAAUCAGCUUUUGAAGAUCAGCAAUCUGGAAGCCAGUACAAUACUUAUUCUUCCCCUCAGUCUGCAGUUCCUGCGCUGGUGCUGAAAGAUGGCCAACAAAUAGUAGAAGCUGAGAAUGGAAUGCGAACCCCAAAAGACAUUAUUCAAGCCUUUCAGUCUCCUUUUAAAGGAUCUGUAUCAUCUUUACGUGCUAAGAGGGAACAGCUCUUUGUUGACUCUGUUGCUCUUUCGCGAAGCCCGAUCCGUUCCUUUUCAUUGAAGACUGAGCUUCUAAGGCAUGAUGAGAGAAUUUCAGCAAUAAAGGAUCGCAUGUCAAAGCGUAGAAUGCCUGGAACACCUAUAAAUGGCAAUUCUAAAUUAAUGCUGAUUGAGAAGAGUCCUGUGCGAUUGGAACGUGAAUACAUUUCAGAAAAGAUGGCAGCUGGUCAUGUAAAUCUUAUUGCCGAGGACCCCAGGCAACUUGAUCUUGCAGUUAUUUCUGAACAGAAUGUGAUCAAUUCUGUUCAAAAGAAUAAGUCAAAGGAUAACCUUGUGAAAUUAGAUACCCCAAGCGAAGCUAGAGAACACAUAUAUAAUAAGAAUAAUGAAAUUGUUGAUAAUGCUGUAGACUUGCCUAAAGCCAAUUUUACCUCUCAUCUAUGUGCCUCCCCUACAAACAUCAAGGGAAGUCCAUUGACUUCUCAUACUCUUAUAGAGAGGCCCUCUACCCCAAAGGCACGUAGUCCUUCUGUAAGACGAGUUAUUUUUCAGCAAAGCAAAACUAGUCAAGCUCCUGACAUGUUGCACAAGGUCUCUGAUCAAGAUAUUCAAUCUCUUCAAGAAUCAACUUCUCCUAAAGAUUUUGAUUUAGUUGGAAGGAAAAGACGACUAGAGCUGAAGACUGGUGCCAAAGAAGAUCGAGCCGGUAAAAUAAUCAGGAGAGAGGAAAGUCCAACAUUCUCUCCUAAUCAUAGGGUUUCUCCAAGACGAGUCGAGUAUGAUAAUGAAGUUCAAAUUGAAGGCCCGUCAACGCAGAAGGAUUGGGCUAACAUAUUCUCUGAUGUCCUUGAAGCAACAAAAGUAGUAUUUUCAGCAUCCAUCAGUGUACUUAAUUUGAAAGAGCUUGAUAAUUUAGAAGACUUGUUGGGUGAGCUGCAGAGGGCGAUAAAAUAUGAUAGGCUUUCUACUUCCCUGAGAAAUCAUGAUCGGCUGGGUGAUCAACAACCGCAGAGAGUAGUAGAAGCAAGAUUAUUGCAAGUUAAGCUUUUAUACGAGCAAGCAAAAUUGCAGCUAAAUCGCUUGAAGCUAGAUAGAUUACGCAAUAAAGCGCAACUAAUUCAAUUUGGAGUACAAGAAUGCUCUACUCUGAAAUGGAAGAUUUCACAGCUCUCUCUUCCAAGCACAAAAUCUACAGAAACAACAAAUAACCAUUGUUACUCAAUUUCAUGCACUUCUAGUAGUAAAAAUCAGGAGGAACUUGACAGAGUAACACUGAUGAGGCACGAAAAGAAAGUGCUAGAACAAAAAACGGAGCUGUUAACGAAGUCCCUUGAAGUUUUUUGUAAGAUUAAAGAGAGCCUUAGUUGCGAUAGGGUAAUUAAAGUUGCCACAGAGAAUUUGAGGAUGAGAAAUUGUUGUAGAAGAAUCCACCAAGAUUUGCAGUUAUGGAAGUUGAGUGACAUAGUAAGAACGCAAGAUCAACGGGAGAUUGUUCUCAAUUAUUGCAAUUUUCUCUUUCUAAGGUUUACUAUAAGAACAGGAGGAGUUUCAAAUAUUGUCUGCGCCAACAUUGUGUUGAAUGAAGGCAUAGUGGAAAAGACUUACCCAAACAUGAAUGCAAGUAAGGCUGUUGAAUUUGUAUUCAGAGGCAGGCAUGAGCAAAGAGUUGACAGCUCAAAAUGUCUUCCUACGAAGACACUGGAAAUCAGCAUGCUUUUGGGUAACGUAGUCAAUGUGCUCGAGGAAGUGCAAACUGCCAGAAUGGAGUUGUUAAAUCUAGCCUGCUCAACCUUCGAAUUUCAACCUGGGAAUACAUUGGGAAGACUCGAGCUAUUGCUUUGUUUCAUGGACUUGAGGAGUGGUCGGAAGCUAACCUUGGCCCUCGACAUGACGGACUUAAACAGCGCAACAUACCCAUCUGAGCCAUCAGAGUUACAGAUUGAGAUUCGCAGAUCUCAGACGACACAACCGCCAAAAGUAUUGGAUGAGAUAUUGGCAGCUGUAAAGAAUCUUCAAAGCGGACGUCCGGUGAUCCUAAAGCUUUGCCGUUUGAUAUCCAAUCUUGUUCGCUCUUCAUCGAACUGACUAGUGGUGAUCCAGCGUAUGUUGGGUAGUGUACUGCUGUUGUUGUAGUUCAUGCAGUUUGUAGCCGGCUUUUUAACUGCUGGAGUUCUUGAAUCUUGUUCGAAUUUUUUGGUGCCGGUAAAUGUUGUAAUGCUGAUUGUGAAACUGCAGUUUAGAGUGUCUAAUCCCAGAAGAUGCAUUAGGAUGGCACUCUGAUCUGGAGAUGGUCUGCCAAAUCUAAAUUUUGUAAAAUAUUUUUAGGGUAAAUCUCACUUUUGGUGA